This is a messenger RNA of Lampris incognitus (smalleye Pacific opah), 1278 nucleotides long. RefSeq names its product bromodomain and WD repeat-containing protein 1-like. Gene Ontology annotation, cellular component: nucleus. Gene Ontology annotation, biological process: regulation of cell shape; regulation of transcription by RNA polymerase II; cytoskeleton organization. Lineage: Eukaryota; Metazoa; Chordata; Actinopteri; Lampriformes; Lampridae. The transcript is spliced from 3 exons. Gene Ontology annotation, molecular function: protein binding. The record is from RefSeq and is a predicted model, not a curated record.
AUGUCUGGCUUAGAGAGUGCACUGGAACCUGGAAAGUCAAUCACAGAAGGAGGGUGCAUUCCAGUGACUCCAGGUGAAAUAAGUGAGCUAAUGUAAAAGCCUCUGCCAGGGGAGUGGGGGUAGAGGAGCAGAGAUGAAGAGUGUGAACACAUCAUUGCUGGCAUUGACCAACUCGUCACUGUCGAGAUUGCAGCUCCAUUCGCUGGCAAUAUGGACACAGUCCAGUACCCAACCUACUGCACCGUGAUUGGCUACCCCGCUGACCUGGCCACCAUCAAGCUCAGACUAAGUCACAGGUUCUACAGGCACUCGUCAGCAUUGAUAUGGGAUGCCAAGUACAUCACCCGCAAUGCCCGCACCUUUAAUGAGCCAAGAAGCAAGAUUGCCCAUUCAGCAAAAAUUAUCACCAAUGUCCUCCAAAAGUUUGUUAAUGACCCAAACUGCACAGUCAUCAUGGAGACUUACAAUGCAGUAGAAGAAAUUGAUGAUGAUGAAGAUGAUGAUGAGGUACAGACACCAGGCACCUCCUCCACACACAGACUAUAUUACUUUGAUAUCAUUGACACCCCAAUGGACUUUGGCACUGCGCAGAGGACCAUUGAGGAUGACCACUACGAGAACCCUAUUGAGUUCUGCAAAGACACCCAGCUGAUAUUCAACAAUGCUAAAGCCUACACUCCCAACAAAUGCUCCAAGAUUUACAGCAUGACCUUGCAAUUCUCUGCCUUCUUUGAAGACCAAAUAAGAACAAUCAUAUCAGAGUACAAAAGCGCUGUUAAGAGCAGUGAUUGGCUCCGCUGUAGCCAGAGGUUCCGAAAGAAAAUACAGCAGGUGGCACCCCUGCCUCCCAACACCAACAACACAAGUCAAAAAAGGGCUGCUGUCAAAACUCAGGAAAAAGUCGAGUCCAUGUCAGUGACCAAAUCUACCUCAACCAAAGUGUGCCCACCUGAAAAAGCCAAGAGGAGCAGAAGCAGACUCUCAGGUCACACCUCCUCCAAGGACUUGUCAGACUCCAAAGCUGCUUCAUCAACACCAGAGUCUGAGAGUAAUACUGAGGGGCCAUUGAGUGAGUCUGAGGAGAAACGACCAGGAUCCUUAAGGCAGCAUCGAAGCAAAGAGCCCAGGAGGAAAGCAAGAGCAACAUGCUAUAAUGGGACCAAGAAGAGCAAAAAAGUUGCUGAGAGUGACAGUGAAGAAGAGGAGGAUGGAUACUCUAGUGAGGGGGAAGACAGUGAAGAAGAGGUCAUCCCACUCCUCAUUUCUUUGUUACUCUAG